Messenger RNA from Procambarus clarkii (red swamp crayfish), 855 nucleotides. The record is from RefSeq and is a predicted model, not a curated record. Lineage: Eukaryota; Metazoa; Arthropoda; Malacostraca; Decapoda; Cambaridae.
AUGACGAAACCUCACCAAUGUCUAGUGUGUGAGAAAACCUUCAGCCGUUCGGGAUCUUUGAAGAAACAUUUGGCUAGUGCGAGUGAUCAGCCUCAUAAAUGUCCAGAGUGUGGGAAAAUCUUCUGUCAUCUUGUGACUCUAAGGUCUCAUGUGUUGGUGCAUACAGGUGAUAAACCUCCUGAGUGUUCAGUGUGUGGGAGAAGAUUCAGACACCGAGAAUCAUUAACAAGGCACAUGAUGCUGCAUUUGGGUAUUAAGCCGCAUGAGUGUCCAGAGUGUGGGAAAAGAUUCCGUCUACGUGAAUCCCUAACAAGUCACAUGAUGCUGCACUUAGGCAUUAAGCCACAUGAGUGUCCAGAGUGUGGGAAAAAAUUUAGUCAUGUUCAAUCUAUACGCAGGCAUAUGAUGUUGCAUGUGGGCAUUAAACUGCACGAGUGUCCAGAGUGUGGGAAAAACUUUGGUCGUCUUGAAUGUAUGAAGACUCACAUGUUGGUGCAUGUUGGUGAUAAACGUCAUGAAUGUCCUCAGUGUGGGAAAAGAUUCAUUCAACUUACAUCUAUGACAAAGCACAUGAAGAUGCAUAAAGGUGCUAAACUGCAUGAGUGUCCAGAGUGUGGAAAAAAGUUCACUCGUCUUAAUAAUGUGAAGAAGCACAGGAAUGUGCAUUCAGGUAUUAAGCCUCACAUGUGUCCAGAGUGUGGGAAAAGAUUCAAUGAGCCUGGAAAUAUGAAGAGGCACCUAGUAUUGCAUUCUGAUGGCAUGCCUUUUGAAUGUUCUGAGUGUGGGAAAAAAUUUAAGCAACGUAAUAGUAUAAUACUUCACAUAUUAACACAUCCUGGUGAUAAACCUCAUUAG